AAAGCAAUCAUGCCUUUCGGAAACACCCACAACAACUUCAAGCUCAACUACAAGGUUGAGGAGGAGUUCCCCGACCUGAGCCAGCACAACAACCAUAUGGCCAAGGUCCUGACCAAGGAGCUGUAUGGCAAGAUUAGGGACAGGCAGACACCCAGUGGCUACACUGUGGAUGAUGUCAUCCAGACUGGUGUCGACAACCCUGGUCACCCCUUCAUCAUGACUGUUGGCUGCGUCGCUGGUGAUGAGGAGUCCUAUGAGGUCUUCAAGGAGCUUCUGGACCCCAUCAUCUCAGACCGUCAUAAUGGAUACAAGCCUACUGACAAGCACAAGACCGACUUGAACUUCGAGAACCUGAAGGGUGGUGACGACCUGGACCCCGCCUAUGUUCUGUCCAGCCGUGUUCGUACUGGCCGUAGCGUCAGGGGAUUCACCCUGCCCCCCCACAACAGUCGUGGCGAGCGCAGAGCUAUUGAGAAUCUGUCCGUUGAGGCUCUGGCCAGCCUGGAUGGUGAGUUCAAGGGAAAGUACUACCCCCUGAAGUCUAUGACUGAUGCCGAGCAGGAGCAGCUGAUCUCUGAUCACUUCCUGUUUGACAAGCCUGUCUCUCCCCUGCUGACCUGCGCUGGAAUGGCCCGUGACUGGCCUGAUGGCAGAGGCAUCUGGCACAACGAGAACAAGUCCUUCCUGGUCUGGGUCAAUGAGGAGGAUCACCUGCGUGUCAUCUCCAUGGAGCAGGGUGGCAACAUGAGGGAGGUCUUCAAGCGUUUCUGCGUUGGCCUGAAAUCGAUUGAGGAUAUCUUCAAGAAGCGCGGCCAUUGCUUCAUGUGGAACGAGCAUCUCGGGUACGUCCUGACCUGCCCCUCCAACCUCGGCACUGGACUGCGUGGUGGUGUCCAUGUCAAGCUGCCCAAGCUGAGCACACACGCCAAGUUUGACGAGAUCCUCACCAGGCUGCGUCUGCAGAAGCGUGGCACAGGUGGUGUGGACACAGCCUCUGUGGGUGGUGUGUUCGACAUCUCCAACGCUGACCGUCUGGGCUCCUCUGAGGUGGACCAGGUCCAGCUGGUGGUUGAUGGUGUCAAACUGAUGGUUGAGAUGGAGAAGAAGCUGGAGAAGGGAGAGGCAGUCGACAGCAUGAUCCCUGCCCAGAAGUAG
Limanda limanda (common dab) is the source of this 1155-nucleotide messenger RNA. It is a transcript of the gene ckma, whose product is annotated as creatine kinase, muscle a. Bases 10 to 1155 code for a protein of 381 amino acids. Lineage: Eukaryota; Metazoa; Chordata; Actinopteri; Pleuronectiformes; Pleuronectidae. The transcript is spliced from 7 exons. Gene Ontology annotation, biological process: phosphocreatine biosynthetic process. Gene Ontology annotation, molecular function: creatine kinase activity. The record is from RefSeq and is a predicted model, not a curated record.